AUGAGGCCGUCUAGAGGUGCUUUCGCUGUGGGCCUAGCAAGCCUGGGCUUUGCCAGCACUCACGCAUUCACGGGGCCAGCGCUGACCACCGCCCGCAGCGGUUGCAGUAGCAGCAGCAGGUGGCGCGUUGUUGCUUCAACUGCAGUCAGCGAUACAGCAGUCGCACCUGCUGCUGCUUCUGCCGCGGAUGAGCAGUACUCUCCCCCGCAGCUGGUGGCGGCGUUGCGAGAGACGUCGGCGCAGUCGCCGCCGCUGGGCGUGGAAGGAAUAUUUUCCGCGAUGGCCCGGGACGACGUCUUUGUGAACGAGCUGUGGCAGAAGAAGCCCUUCUUCUGCGACGCGAGCCUCCCCAGCCUGGCCGGCCAGUACACCCUCGACGACGUCCAGCAGGCAGUCGACUCAGACUUCGUGGAGGCCGGGAGAGGGACGUUCAGUCAGGGGUCUACGGGGUGGAGGAUGGCGCCGGUGUCGACGCCGAGGGGGAAGAGCUUCGAAGACGCCAAGCUGAGGUUCGACGACGUCAAGAGCGCGCUGAAAGAGAAGAGCGGGACUGGGCGGAAGCGAUGGAGGGUGUUCCCACCCCCGCCGCCGCAGGCCAAGCCCAAGGCGGAUCCGAUGGCCCGGGGGAAAGGAGCCGACGUGCUCUCGCUCGACGAGAUGAUCGGGGACGGCAAGCCAGGGGCCCUCGUUGACGUCGUGCUCGAGCCGGGACAGGUCCUCUUUGUUCCGGCGAGGUUUUCCCACCCGAAGGACACCGCCACCCGCAUGUCUCAAGACGACACCGACCCGUCCGUGCACCUGACGGUGGGCGUCUAUACGCACAUCUGGGGGCUCAACUACGCCACGCUGCGGUCGUACUCCUUGUCGAGGUCGGGGAAACAGGACGGAGUGAAGCGGCCGCUCGAGAAGUCCUUGGGCGAGCCGGAGUACUGGAGACUGUUUACCGCGCUACCGCUCGGUUUCCUGGGAGAACGCGUCACGUCCGGCUUGACCAGGUGGUCGCAAAUGAAGAAGGCCCAAGUGGACGAGAUGAUGAGCACCGCGACGCGACUGGAGCGUGACCUGCAACCGGGCCGGUGGGACGAAGGAGUUGCCGACGAGGAGGUCCUGGGCGGCGAAAAAGUGCAGGAAGUAGCCCAGAAGCUCAUGGACCACCACGCAAAGAUGACCAACAUCUUCAAGGAGAUGUACGGGGACGUCAGAUACGGCCUCACGGACGUGCCCAAGGACUCCUGUUUCCUUCGAUCCAGACCCUACCUCGACCUUGUCGAGAGAACCAUGUCGCAGCUGGUUGAGUGGGGCAGCGUCCGCCCCAGCCCUGCCGUUGCCGUGGCCGGGGCGGCGGCGGGCGGGGGUCAAGCGGCGGCGGCGGCGGCAACGCGUGCCCCUUCCUCGGGGUUCGGGGGGGCAGCCGCGGCUUCCCCAAAGAAGGGCGGGGGGGCGAAGAAGAAGAAGCCGAAAAAGAAAUAAAGAAGUCGCGACUCUUGCUGUAGAAUCCGCACCAUGUUCCUGGCAUGGUUGCCGUCUCGCUUCUUCAAGGCCUUUCUUGUUUUGUUUUUUUUCUCUCUGCCUGAUUGUCUGUGUCUGCUGUAUAGAGAGUGGGUCGAGGGAUCGAUCUCAAUUUUUUUUAUUGACAGUGGUAUGCAGCAGGUGGUGUAUGGCCGAUGAUGGAAGAGGUUGGACGUUGAAAAGGUGCAGCCCAUUGGAUUCGGUGAAGCCUUUCCAAGAAGACCCAGGUUCCGUGAUCGGGGUUGCUCUUGGGUGGUUGUUGGCAGCAGGGCAUGCUGUGUUGAUUUCUCUGCGAAAUGUAGCACCAUUGCUUGAAAAGGCCCCGGUAUGCAGCAGUUCGUUGGCGCCCACACGUAGGACUUGCCAGGUGAGGAAUUGAGCCUAAAAAAGACAAAAUCUAAGAACUUGAGCACCAUUCGUGAGCUGUUAGAACCCUUACACGAACGGCCAUUCGUAGCAUAGACCCUUAGGACUAAGAACCCCAGCCUCGCCCAAAGU
Ectocarpus siliculosus is the source of this 2007-nucleotide messenger RNA. The record is from the annotation of a GenBank genome assembly. NCBI's taxonomy places the organism in Eukaryota, Phaeophyceae, Ectocarpales, Ectocarpaceae.